AUGGCCUCGAGCGCCGAGGUGCAGCAAACGCUGCUCGAUUUUGUGCAAGUGCUCAUCCACCAGGUGCUCUUCGCUCGCAAGGUCUACCCCGAGGAGACCUUUGAAGCCCGCCGCCACCUCGGUGUCGCGGGCCCGGAUAAUUUCGCACUCAGGUCGCGGCACCCAGAGCUUUGCGCCUACAUCGAUGGUGCCGUGCGCGACCUUGCCGAUCUCCUGCGCCGUGGAGAGGCAGAGAGGCUGGCCAUCCUUGUCCUGGGCGCACCACUCGCGCAAUCUUCCGCCGCUCCGUCGGAUGUGCUCGUGGUACCGAAUGUGCUCGAGACGUUUGUCCUCGAGCUGAGUGGAGCGCCCGCUGCGAUUUCCGGCGUGCACAAGCUCCUGGAGCAGCUGCGCGGCUUCCUCGUGCGGGUUUGCGUCUGCGAGCAGCAACUCACGCCACUCGCGCCGGAGGAGCUGAGCUUCAGCCUCGAGGUGCACACCGUGCACGCCCCUUCGGAGGAGCUGUGCCAGCGCUGGGUGUCCUGUUCGCGGAGCGAGGCUGGCACCGGGCCCUCACGCAUUGUUCCGCUCAAAUCGAUGGUGGCCGAGGAGGCGGGCUUCGACAUGCGGUUGCUUGUGGCACAGCGUCAACCCUGA
Emiliania huxleyi CCMP1516 is the source of this 636-nucleotide messenger RNA. RefSeq lists its product as hypothetical. The transcript is spliced from 2 exons. Lineage: Eukaryota; Haptophyta; Isochrysidales; Noelaerhabdaceae. Gene Ontology annotation, cellular component: zeta DNA polymerase complex. The record is from RefSeq and is a predicted model, not a curated record. Bases 1 to 636 code for a protein of 211 amino acids.